Messenger RNA from Spizellomyces punctatus DAOM BR117, 977 nucleotides. RefSeq lists its product as uncharacterized. Gene Ontology annotation, biological process: cobalamin metabolic process. The coding region runs from base 17 to 799 and encodes 260 amino acids. The record is from RefSeq and is a predicted model, not a curated record. Gene Ontology annotation, cellular component: cytoplasm. NCBI's taxonomy places the organism in Eukaryota, Fungi, Chytridiomycota, Chytridiomycetes, Spizellomycetales, Spizellomycetaceae. The transcript has 3 exons. Gene Ontology annotation, molecular function: demethylase activity; cyanocobalamin reductase (cyanide-eliminating) (NADP+) activity; FAD binding.
CCUCACUGAAAUUGGCAUGAGCAAUUACAAGCAACUAGUCAAGAGCUUGGCCAAUGCCUUGUCCCCGGCGGGUCUUGCUGUUAGCCAGCCAUUCCCUGUACAACGAUACAAUAAUGAUCCCGCCUGCUCUCCAUAUCCCCUACCGACCUUUGAUCGCUCUCAUUCCACACUAGCCAUUCUCGUCUACAAUAGCAAAUCUAUUUGGGACCCGUUCAUUGCGUACCUGGCACAAGACCCGGCAUCUCGACUAGAAGGCACCUCAAAUCCCCUUGACGACUAUGCAGCCAAAACUAUUGAAUCUGCAUUACUGAAUACUGUCCCAUCCAAAACACAGUAUCUGAUCCGAUAUCCGCACAAUACCGGCAAGGAAUUUGUCCAUUUCCAACGUCUUUGUCAUUUAUCGGGCACAGCCUAUCGUAAUCCAAACUGUUUUCUGUGCGUACACCCCAUACAUGGUCCCUGGAUGGCGUUGCGAGCCGUCAUUGUCCUUGACAUGGAUGGUCCCUCUCCAGAUGAAGCGUUUGAGGAGCCAACCAAUCCGUAUCCGGAGGGCGACGAGGCCGUUCGUGAAAGAUGCAGCAAGUUACAACAGGAAGUAGAUGUAGACGCUGCUCCGAUAGCAGUAGCAUUAAAUAGACGGUGGCACGAACUAGUAGAGAUACGGGAUCUGGUCGGGGGAUUCUUGGGCGACCGUGUUGGCAUCCAUCGGUAUGACGAAUUGCAGCUAAAUUAUCAUUAUUCAAAGGAGAAAAAAUAUCUUCGGGAAGCAGUGGGCCAGUUGAACGAAAGACAGAAUUAACCCUUUUCGGUGAUAGUAUUUACAAUUGUUGGUUUGGGUACCAUGGGCAUUUCCUGUCAUCCCAGUUAACCGCAUUAAGCAGACCAUCGUAGAAAGAGCUUCUGCCUGAGCAUAUAUGCAAAAGAAAAAUAUGGAACAAUAGACUAUUACGAAUUAAAUUAUUCUACACACAAUUAUU